AUGAAAUUAAAAUCAAAUUUAUUUGGUAUAUUUAGUAAUAUAGAUAAGUCAAAGUAUAUAAAAUGCUACACUAGUCUACCAACUUUCCAUGAUAAUGAAAUUGAAGAUGAUUUUGAAAAAAUUAUUGAUAUGAUAGACAAGGAAAAAUUUGGUCCUUCAGAUGAAACAGAUCCUCCAGGUUGGGAAUCGGAUACCAGAUAUGAAAAAGAAAUACGCAUUGGUAAAGUGAAGAAAGGAGGAAAAUUGGGACCAGGUAAACGUAUAGAGCGUGUAAUAUUAAAGAAGAAGAAACCUUUCGGUAAAAAUGAUUCUAGACCAGGUGAUAUUUUUAUAUUGUUCGUAGUGUUUUGUUUAAAUCUAUGA
Schistosoma mattheei is the source of this 363-nucleotide messenger RNA. The record is from the annotation of a GenBank genome assembly. NCBI's taxonomy places the organism in Eukaryota, Metazoa, Platyhelminthes, Trematoda, Strigeidida, Schistosomatidae.